AUGUUAGUUUUCAGUGCUACAAUGCUAUUUGUUGUUGUGGGUUCUUUACUUGAGGUUUCAUCUUCUUUAGUUGAUGAUUACUUAUGGAGACGCAGUAUAAUCAACAGAUCCAUUCCAGUCUACGAUAUUCCUCCCAAGGAUAAAUACGUUCAAUUGUACAUUGAGACUUGCACUUCUACCAGAGAGUAUCUCAAUAACCAAUUAAAUGUCUGCAUUGAUAACGGUUCCAAAUUUCAAUCAUCCAGAUAUAUGGCUAAAUGCUUCGUCGAUUACUCUGAAGGCCUACGCAAGGAUGCCAAGUUUUGUGACUUUAACGUUGAGAAGAUGCUUGUCGAAGCUUACUUCAAAUACUCGAAAGAGUAUGCGCAUUUGCUGGUCUAUUCAGCCUCUGUCGUAGCUGCAGAAUACCGUCGUUCUUUUUUGAACAAUACGAAAGUGCUUUCUGCACAGAUCACUGGUAAAGUGGUCUCUCUAUAUUACGAUCAAUUUAUUCCAGCCUAUAAAGAAGUCUUGCAUUCUUCUUCCAGGCUGUACAACAACUAUUUAAUUACCGGCUAUCAGAAGACGCUCGCGGAAAGUGGUCAUCUAUAUGAUGAAUACGUUAAUGGUAAGGUGAAACCAUGGUCCUCGAACGUCUAUCACUCAGUGAAAUCGCUUCCUGUAUGGGAACACAUUGAUAAAAAGUUCGAAGAUGCACGCCUUGGAGGAUACAGGAGGGGACGGGAAGUGGUCGUUUUGUUUGGAAACUGUAGGAGGUAUAUUGAAGGGCAAUUGGGAUAUUUAGGUUAG
Molecule: messenger RNA, 789 nt
Organism: Brettanomyces nanus
Lineage: Eukaryota; Fungi; Ascomycota; Pichiomycetes; Pichiales; Pichiaceae
Exons: 2
Coding region: 1-789 (262 amino acids)
Source: RefSeq, a predicted model, not a curated record